GUUGAGUCAAGACAAGACAGUUACUGACAGCAUGUAUAAUAUACAUGAGGUGUUACUUGUUGGAUUAGGACAGCGGAAAUCUAGACCAUACCUGCUGGCGAGGGUAGAAGAUGGUUUAUUGAUCUAUGAAGCAUUCCCGUAUUAUCAGUCAAAGGAAGACAAUCACCUUAAAAUACGAUUUAAGAAAGUCCAGCAUAAUCUGAUCCUGAAGGAACGUAAAGUAAAGUUCCGAAAGAGAGGCGAAGAGAUCUUAGAUGAAUUUGAUGAAUUUAAAACUGAUCAAGGACAGUGGUUCCGGUACUUUGACGAUAUUUCAGGCUAUAGUGGAGUAUUUAUUUGUGGACCAUAUCCACACUGGUUGUUUAUGACUCAGAGAGGGUCCCUCAGGAUACAUCCCAUGGGAAUAGAUGGUGCCAUCACAUGUUUUGCUCCAUUCCAUAAUGUGAAUUGUCCCAAAGGUUUCCUCUACUUUAAUAAACAGGGAGAACUACGAAUUUCAGUAUUACCAACUCAUUUAACAUAUGAUGCUCCAUGGCCUAUACGUAAAGUUCCAUUAAGAUGUACUCCUCAUUUUAUCAUUUAUCAUACAGACAGCAAGACAUAUGCUGUGGUCAUGCAUACACCAGAUAUUGGUAACAAAUUGCCCAAAGUUACAUCAGAAGAAAGAGAAUUUGAUGUCUUUGAAAAAGAUGAGAGAUUUGUAUAUCCGACAGCACAGAAGUUUUCCUGUCAACUUUACAGUCCAACAUCGUGGGAAGUUGUGCCAAAUACACAGUAAGUUUAUUCUAAAUUAAUCAAAGUCCAAGUGCCUUAUUUUGCAUCUAGAG
Molecule: messenger RNA, 827 nt
Organism: Ruditapes philippinarum (Manila clam)
Lineage: Eukaryota; Metazoa; Mollusca; Bivalvia; Venerida; Veneridae
Product: cleavage and polyadenylation specificity factor subunit 1-like
Exons: 6
Coding region: 32-778 (248 amino acids)
Cellular component (GO): mRNA cleavage and polyadenylation specificity factor complex; nucleus
Molecular function (GO): protein binding
Source: RefSeq, a predicted model, not a curated record